AUGUCGGCCAUCAAUGUUCAGGUGCCGACGAACCCGGAGCAGAUUCUUGAUUCACUGGCGAGCAAUAUCAUCGAAUUCCGGUACGAUCCGGAUCAACACAUCACAUUUGCUGGAUGGUACGUGCGAUACCAGGAUUUGUUUGCGAAAGAUGCCGUUCGACUCGACGAUGAAGCAAAGGUGAGAUUGCUGCUGAGAAAACUGGGGCCGUCAGAGCACGAGCGAUAUACCAGCUAUAUCCUACCGAAAAGCCCCAACGAAGUGAAGUUCGACGACACGGUGAGUAAGCUGAAGAGUUUAUUCGGCAUCCCAGAAUCCGUGAUCAGCAAACGGUAUCGGUGCUUGCAAGUCACGAAGCAAGCCACCAAAGACUACAAAACGUGCGCAUGUCGGGUGAACAAGCUGUGUGUCGAAUUUGAACUGGGGAAGCUUUCGGAGGACCAGUUCAAAUGCCUCGUGUUUGUAUGUGGACUGAAGGCAGAAAGCGAUGCGGAAGUCAGGACCAGGUUGCUGAGCAGAAUCGAGGAGCGGAACGACAUUACGUUGGAGCAGAUUUCCGAUGAAUGUCAACGUCUUCUGAACCUUAGGCACGAUACGGCGAUGAUAGAGGCAGCGUCUUCGUCGACAGCAGUGCAGGCGGUUAGACGAAAGCAGUUCGAUGGGAAGCAUUCCCGCGCAGGACGGGGAUCGCCAGAGUCAAGAUCUUCAAAUCAGCGGGGUGCCGCUCCAGCAGCGCCUUGUUGGAACUGUGGUGCAAUGCAUUAUUCGAGAGACUGUCCUUUCAUCAGACAUCGGUGCAAAGAUUGCGGUCAAGUGGGCCACAAAGAUGGGUACUGCGGUAGUGCCAAGAAGCGAAAGAGAUUUGUGAAGGCGGAAGUAAACGGCCGGCAGAUCAUUCUUCAACUCGCCACUGCCUCGAACAUCAGCGUCAUUUCCGAGCAGACAUGGAGGCAGAUUGGAAUGCCAACAACAGGCCCUGCGAAAGUCCAAGCUGCCACAGCCUCGGGCAAGCCCUUGAAGCUACAAUUCGAAUGCUUAUGUGAAGUUGUGAUCAAGGGGGAGAGGCGUCAUGGUCGAUUCUUUGUGGUUAAGCAGAAACUCAAUCUGCUUGGACUGGAUCUAAUCGACACGUUCAACCUCGGAUCGUUGCCUAUGGAUCAGUUUUGUAAUCAAAUCAACAUCUAUCCAACAUCAAUCAGCGCGCUCCAAGCAGCUUUUCCAACGGUAUUCAGCGACGAUCCAGGCUUGUGCUCGAAGGUGAAGGUGAAGUUCACGUUGAAGGAAGGUAAAUCCCCAGUGUUUCGACCGAAGCGACCAAUGGCUUAUGCCGUGUGCAACACAGUCGACACAGAGUUGGAUCGACUUGAACGAGCCAACAUCAUUACACUGGUCGAUUUCUCGGAGUGGGCAGCCCCAAUCGUCGUUGUUCGCAAGGCUGGCGAACUGCAACGUCUACAGUCAGAUCGACUCUCAGAUGCGUUCUUGCAGGUGGAGGUGGACGAAAGUUGUCGCGAGUUGCUCACAAUCAACACACAUCGAGGUCUUUAUCGGUACAAUAAGCUUCCACCAGGUGUCAAGGCGGCACCUGGAGCUUUUCAGCAGCUCGUAGAUACGAUGCUGGCUGGACUAAGCUGCACGUCUGGAUAUCUCGAUGAUGUUCUCGUUGGCGGGGUCGACGAAGCGGAUCAUUGGCGCAAUCUUCAAGCCGUCCUUCGUCGAAUCCAGGAGUUCGGAUUCACCAUUAAAGCGGAAAAGUGCUCGUUCGCUCAACAUCAGAUCAAAUAUCUGGGACAUCUCAUCGACGGGCAAGGUCUGCGUCCGGAUCCGGCAAAAGUCGAAGCAAUCUGCAACAUGCCGGCCCCAAAAGAUGUCACUGGAGUUCGAUCGUUUCUGGGAGCGAUAAAUUACUACGGGAAGUUCGUCCCGAGUAUGCGUACGCUGCGAUAUCCGCUAGAUGAGCUCCUGAAAACCGACAAGAAGUUCGUCUGGUCAGCGGAGUGCGACAAGGCCUUCUCCACGUUCAAGCAGAUUCUCACCUCAGAUUUGCUUCUGACGCACUAUAACCCACAACGCGAGAUAGUGAUAGCAGCGGAUGCGUCAUCGGUUGGAGUUGGAGCGACCAACAGCCACAAGUUUCCAGAUGGGUCGAUGGAAGUUGUUCAACACGCUUCCAGAGCACUAACAGCCGCUGAACAAGCCUACAGUCAGCCAGAUCGUGAAGGACUGGCGAUUAUCUUCGCUGUUACCAAGUUCCACAAGAUGUUGUUUGGUCGGAAGUUCACACUGCAAACCGAUCACGCUCCACUUCUUCGGAUCUUCGGUUCGAAAAACGGCAUCCCAGUUUACACGGCAAACCGGCUACAACGUUGGGCACUCCAGUUACUGUUAUACGACUUCAAUAUCGUCUACAUAAACACAUCGAAAUUUGGUAACGCCGAUAUUCUGUCACGGUUGAUCAAUCAACACGUCAAGCCGGAAGAAGAUUUUGUAGUAGCCAGCAUCAUAACUGAAAACGACGUAAGAUCAAUUGCAUUAGAUGCAGUUACCGCUCUUCCUCUCAAUUUCAGAACAAUACAGCACGCCACCCGUUCCGAUCCUGUUCUUAGCAAUGUCUAUCGUUUCGUCCAGCAAGGAUGGCCGCAGUCAAAAACGGCCAUUCGAGAUCGUUCACUUCAGCAGUUCUUCGAUCGAAGUGGUUCACUGUCUACGGUUCGAGGGUGCGUGAUGUUUGCUGAACGUUUAGUGAUCCCGAGCGAGUUUCGGGCGCGUUGCCUACAACAUCUUCAUCGAGGUCAUCCUGGCAUCCAGCGCAUGAAGGCGAUCGCGCGCAGCUUCGUCUACUGGCCGUCGAUCGAUUCGGAUAUCGCUGCGCAUGUCAAAGCGUGUCGUAACUGCGCAGCUGCAGCCAAGAGUCCACCCAAAGUACCGCCGCUGUCGUGGCCCAAGUCAACGCAUCCGUGGCAGCGCGUUCACAUUGACUACGCAGGGCCUAUCGAAGGAGACUAUUUCUUGCUCAGCGUCGAUUCAUAUUCCAAGUGGGUCGAAAUCAUCAGAACGAAGUCGAUCACAGCCUCUGCAACGAUCGGAAUUCUACAAAGUCUCUUCGCUCGCCUCGGUAUGCUAGAAACGCUUGUAAGCGACAACGGUACGCAAUUCACUAGUGCCGAGUUUGCACAGUUUUGUCUUGAGAACGGUGUCGACCACGUGACAACCGCACCGUUUAAUCCGCAAUCCAACGGGCAAGCUGAACGGUUCGUAGACACAUUCAAGCAAGCGAUCAAGAAGAUUCGAGAGGGGAGAGGACCAAUCCAGAACGCUUUGGACACUUUUCUGUUGACUUAUCGAACAACACCAAACGUGUCAGCACCAGGAGGCAAAUCUCCGUCCGAAGUUAUGUUUGGGCGCAGAAUUCGUACCAGUUUGGACUUACUUCGUCCACCAGCUGUUCGGGAAACAAUUAGUGAAACUGUUCCGAGGUCGUUCAAGAAAGGUGAUGCGAUCUACGCCAAGGUGUACUCCAAGAACUCAUGGAGAUGGGCACCAGGGGUCAUUCUAGAGCGGGUUGGACAGGUGAUGUUCAACGUGUGGAUUGAGAGUAGUUCGCAUAUCAACCAGCUUCGAAGCCGAACAGAAUCUGGCGCCAAAACUUCUAGCUCGAUGCCUUCCAAGGUGGAUACAUGUCAGUUGUCUCUGGACAUCUUGCAGCGAGCAUGGAACCUGCACAAGCCGAGCCAAACACAAUCAACGGGUCCGUCUACACCACCAGUACCAUUGCCAUCAACGCCGUUCAUGCUCACAACUCCGGCUGAACAUUCAACAUCAUUGAAGAGCUUGCCAUCCACGCCAACUUCACCCAGCUUAGUCUGGGUUACACCAGAAUCAACAACAGAUAGUCAGCCUUCUUCCACCAAGCCUACAUCCAAAUCUGUAGUUCCUUUGUCCCCUGCAACGACUGCUCUAUCAUCCAGACCUACUGAAGUGGAAACAGCUGUACAGGUAUAUCGUCGCUCUUCACGUCUGCGAAAACCACCGAUAAAGUUUGACCCGUACCAGCUGUAUUAA
Toxorhynchites rutilus septentrionalis is the source of this 4059-nucleotide messenger RNA. RefSeq lists its product as uncharacterized. NCBI's taxonomy places the organism in Eukaryota, Metazoa, Arthropoda, Insecta, Diptera, Culicidae. The transcript is spliced from 3 exons. The coding region runs from base 1 to 4059 and encodes 1352 amino acids. The record is from RefSeq and is a predicted model, not a curated record. Gene Ontology annotation, biological process: DNA integration. Gene Ontology annotation, molecular function: nucleic acid binding.